Molecule: messenger RNA, 837 nt
Organism: Knipowitschia caucasica
Lineage: Eukaryota; Metazoa; Chordata; Actinopteri; Gobiiformes; Gobiidae
Source: the annotation of a GenBank genome assembly
AUGGUGAACGGAGCGAGGACGGCGCCGGGACAAAGGGUCGUCAGGGGGGGGGGGUGGAGGGUAGGGGGGGGGGGGGUGGGGGUGGGGGGGGGGGGGGGGGGGGGAGGGGGGUGGGGGGGGGGGGGGGGGGGGGGGGUGGGGGUGGGGGGGGGGGGGGGGGGGGGGGGGGGGAGGGGGGGGGGGGGGGUGGGGGGGGGGGAGGGGGGGGGGGGGGGUGGGGGGGGGGGGGGGGGGGGGGGGGUGGGGGGGGGGGGGGGGGGGGGGGGGGGUGGGGGGGGAGGUGAGGGGGGGGGGGGGGGGGGGGGGGGGGGGGGGGGGUGGGGGGGGGGGGGGGGGGAGGGGGGGGUGGGGGGGGGGGGGGUGGUUGUGAGGGGGGUGGAGGGGGGGGGGGGGGGGGAGGGGGGGGGGGGGGGGGGGGGGGGGGGGGUGGGGGAGGGGAGGGGGGGGGGGGGGUGGUGGAGAGGGAGGGGAGAGGGGGGAGUGGUUUGGUGGAGAGGGAGUAAAGGGGGGAGUGGUUUGGUGGUACGAGGGAGGGGAGGGGGGAGUGGGUUUGGUGGAGAGGGAGGGGAGGGGGGAGUGGUUAUGGCGGAGAGGGAGGGGGAGGGGGGAGUGGUUUUGGUGGAGAUGCGGAGGGGAGGGGGGGAGUGGUUUGGCGGAGAAGGGAGAGUUCCCCUUCGCUGCCGCUGCUGCUGCUUCCGUCUCGACUCCCGUGAGUUUGAGUUCACUCCGGGGCGAGAGCUGUCGUCCUCCGUCCAAACACGCCGCAAUAAUUUGGUGCUCAUCGUGCGUUACACUAAUCUCCUGCCCUUGAACCACGGUCUACCUGCGCGCCUAUAA